CAUCACAUUCAUAUCAGUUCUUUUAACUCAUUACGUACGCUCAUUUGUAUAUGCGUGUGAAGAUGUAAGAAAAUACCUUUUGUGUUCUUUUGUGUACCUCCAAACAAAUGGCAAGCACGCGCAUAAGUGGCAUGUUGCUUGCGUUCUUUGGGUUUGUCUGUCUUCUUCUUGUAGGACUCCCUGCCACCGAGGCUGCUACUAAGACAUACAAGUACAACAUUCAAGUGAGUAAUGUGAGCAGGCUGUGCCAUCCCAAGCCGAUUGUGACAGUAAAUGGGAGGUUCCCAGGGCCUACCAUUUAUGCAAGAGAAGGGGACAGAGUUCUUAUCAAUGUCACUAACCACGCACAAUAUAACAUGUCCAUCCACUGGCACGGGCUGAAACAGUUUCGCAACGGUUGGGCAGAUGGACCAGCUUACGUAACCCAAUGUCCAAUCUCAACCGGGAAUAGUUAUGUCCAUGACUUCAACAUUACUGGCCAAAGAGGAACCUUGUGGUGGCAUGCACAUAUUCUUUGGCUAAGGGCAACUGUUUAUGGUGCAAUUGUGAUCAUGCCACAACAAGGGACCCCUUUCCCCUUUCCACAACCGGACAGAGAAGAAGUUAUCGUGCUCGGCGAAUGGUGGCACUCAGACGUUGAAACACUGGUGAAUGAAGGGAACCGAUUGGGGUUGCCCCCAAAUGCAUCUGAUGCUCACACAAUCAAUGGGAAGCCCGGACCGCUUUUCCCAUGUUCUGAAAAACAUACAUAUGUUACGGAGGUAGAGCAAGGGAAAACAUACCUGCUUAGGAUAGUCAAUGCUGCCCUAAAUGACGACCUCUUUUUCGCACUAGCAAACCACACCAUGACUGUAGUAGAGAUUGACGCAGUCUACACGAAGCCCUUCUCCACAAAUGCUAUUCUCAUCGCCCCUGGCCAGACAACCAAUGUUCUUGUCAGAGCCAAUCAAAUCCCAGGAAGAUAUUUCAUGGCUGCACGGCCUUUCAUAGAUGUUCCAAUUUCAAUAGACAACAAAACCGCCACUGCCAUAUUCCAAUACAAAGGUGUCCCGAACACGAUCUUCCCAAAGCGUCCUCUCCUACCCGCCUCCAACGACACUGCUUUUGCCUUGGCAUUCAACGGAAAGCUUAGAAGCCUAAACACUCCCAACUUCCCGGCAAAAGUUCCGCUGAAAGUGGAUAGGAAUCUGUUCUUCACAAUAGGUCUGGGGAUGAAUCCGUGUCCAACAUGCUUGAACGGUACUAGGUUGACAGCUUCCCUGAACAACAUUUCAUUUGUGAUGCCCCACACUGCCCUUCUAGAAGCUCAUUACUUCAACAUGACGGGAGUGUACAACACAGAUUUCCCAGACAAACCGCCGAUUCCAUUUAACUACACUGGUGCACCUUUAACUGCAAACCUCAAGACAGCUCGCGGGACGAGGGUUAGUAAGCUUGCCUUCAACUCCACUGUUGAGUUGGUUUUACAAGACACUAAUCUUCUGACUGUUGAAUCACACCCUUUCCAUCUCCAUGGAUAUAACUUUUUUGUCGUCGGAACUGGAGUUGGGAAUUUCAAUCCUGCCAAGGACCCCGAAAAUUAUAACCUCUUUGAUCCUCCAGAGAGAAACACUGUUGGUGUUCCCACAGGUGGUUGGGCUGCCAUUCGUUUCAGAGCUGAUAAUCCAGGGGUAUGGUUUUUCCACUGCCAUUUGGAGCUGCACACAGGUUGGGGGUUGAAAACAGCAUUUGUAGUGGAAGACGGACCAGGUUCAGAUCAAAAGACUCUGCCUCCACCGAAGGAUCUCCCACUCUGCUGAUGUUCAAACAAUCACAGUUUAUAUGCCUCGUCAUGAAAAAAAAUAUCAUAUGAGGCCUCUUGAGGAUCCCACAAAUUUGAAACAUACAUAGAAAUGGUUACACAUAUGCUAUUAAGAAAAGAGAUUGAGAAAAUAUGAUUCAAUUUGUAUUUAAUUUGGAAAUGUAAUAAAAGUUCAUAAAAUUGAUUUGACUUUGCGUAUAUAGCACUAAAAAAGAAAGGGCUUAACUAAGAGUCCUUGUAGCUCACCUUUCUCUUGGAAAGGUGAGAGCCUGA
Molecule: messenger RNA, 2074 nt
Organism: Cuscuta campestris
Lineage: Eukaryota; Viridiplantae; Streptophyta; Magnoliopsida; Solanales; Convolvulaceae
Source: the annotation of a GenBank genome assembly